Ochotona curzoniae (black-lipped pika) is the source of this 4679-nucleotide messenger RNA. RefSeq names its product RB transcriptional corepressor like 2 (gene RBL2). Bases 92 to 3496 code for a protein of 1134 amino acids. The record is from RefSeq and is a predicted model, not a curated record. Lineage: Eukaryota; Metazoa; Chordata; Mammalia; Lagomorpha; Ochotonidae. Gene Ontology annotation, cellular component: chromatin; nucleus; transcription regulator complex. The transcript is spliced from 22 exons. Gene Ontology annotation, molecular function: RNA polymerase II transcription regulatory region sequence-specific DNA binding. Gene Ontology annotation, biological process: regulation of transcription by RNA polymerase II; negative regulation of G1/S transition of mitotic cell cycle; cell differentiation.
GGCGGCGGACGGGCGGGCGCUUUGCGGUUUGAAUGGCUCCCGGCCCGGUCCCUCGGCUUUCCUGAGGACCAGCUGCCCAGGACUGUGCGCCAUGCCUUCGGGAAACGACCGGUCGCCGCCGCCUCCGCCUGCUCCUCCGGCGGCGCCAGCCUCGGAGGAGGAGGAGGACGAGGACGGCGAGGCGGAGGAAAGCUCGCAGUCGGCCGGCUCGCCCACCCCGCACAUCCAGCAGCGCUUCGACGAGCUGUGUAGCCGCCUCAACAUGGACGAGGCGGCGCGGGCCGAGGCCUGGGACAGCUACCGGAGCAUGAGCGAGAGCUACACCCUGGAGGGAAAUGAUCUUCACUGGUUAGCAUGUGCCUUAUAUGUGGCUUGCAGAAAGUCAGUCCCAACCGUAAGCAAAGGAACAGUUGAAGGAAAUUAUGUAUCUUUAACUAGAAUCCUGCGAUGUUCAGAGCAAAGCCUAAUUGAAUUUUUUAACAAGAUGAAGAAGUGGGAGGACAUGGCGAACCUACCCCCACACUUCAGAGAGCGCACUGAGAGAUUAGAAAGAAACUUCACUGUUUCGGCUGUUAUUUUUAAGAAAUAUGAACCCAUUUUUCAGGAUAUUUUUAAAUAUCCUCAGGAGGAACAGCCUCGUCAACAAAGAGGAAGAAAACAACGGAGGCAGCCCUGUACCGUGUCUGAAAUUUUCCAUUUUUGUUGGGUGCUUUUUAUAUUUGCAAAAGGUAAUUUCCCCAGGAUUAGUGAUGAUCUGGUGAAUUCUUACCAUCUUCUGCUGUGUGCUUUGGACUUAGUUUAUGGGAAUGCUCUUCAAUGUUCCCAUCGUAAAGAACUUGUGAACCCAAAUUUUAGAUGCCUAUCCGAAGAUUUUCAUACUAAGGAUUCUAAGCCUUCCUCUGACCCCCCUUGUGUCAUUGAGAAACUCUGUUCCUUACACGAUGGCCUGGUUUUGGAAGCAAAGGGAAUAAAGGAACAUUUCUGGAAGCCUUAUAUUAGGAAACUUUAUGAAAAAAAGUUACUUAAGGGAAAAGAAGAAAAUCUUACCGGUUUUCUAGAGCCUGGGAAUUUUGGAGAGAGCUUUAAAGCCAUCAGUAAGGCCUAUGAGGAGCAGGUGUUAUCCGCUGGGAAUCUGGAUGAACGAGUGUUUCUGGGAGAAGAUGCUGACGAGGAGAUCGGCACUCUCUGCAGGUGUCUGAACACGGCUUCGGGCACAGAGACUGCAGAGAGGGUGCAGAUGAAGAGCAUCCUGCAGCAACAUUUUGACAAGUCUAGAGCACUUAGGAUCUCCACUCCACUUACUGGUGUGAGAUACAUGAAGGAGAACAGCCCUUGCGUGACCCCCGUUUCCACAGCCACACACAGCUUGAGCCGUCUUCACACGAUGCUUACAGGCCUCAGGAAUGCACCAAGUGAGAAAUUAGAACAGAUUCUGAGGACAUGUGCCAGAGAUCCAACCCAGGCUAUUGCUAACAGGUUGAAAGAAAUGUAUGAAAUAUAUUCUCAACAUUCUCAGCCAGAUGAGGACUUCAAUAAUUGUGCUAAAGAAAUGGCCAGCAAACAUUUUCGUUUUGCAGAGAUGCUUUACUAUAAAGUGUUAGAAUCUGUUAUUGAGCAAGAACAAAAAAGACUGGGAGACAUGGAUUUAUCUGGUAUUCUGGAGCAAGAUGCAUUCCACAGAUCACUCUUGGCCUGUUGCCUUGAGGUUGUCAUUUUUUCUUACAAGCCUCCUGGAAAUUUCCCAUUUGUUACUGAAAUAUUUGAUGUGCCACUUUAUCACUUUUAUAAGGUGAUAGAAGUAUUCAUUAGAGCAGAAGAUGGCCUUUGCAGAGAAGUAGUAAAACACCUUAAUCAGAUUGAGGAACAAAUCUUAGAUCACUUGGCAUGGAAAUCCGACUCCCCACUCUGGGAGAGAAUCAGAGACAGUGAAACCCGAAUCCCUGCCUGUGAAGAGGUCAUGCCGCCACAGAACCUGGAAAGGGCAGAUGAUGUCUGUGUGAGCGGCUCCCCUCUGACUCCCAGAAGAGUGAGCGAACUUCGUGCUGAUUCUGGAGGACACGGAAGGAGCAUAGCCUCUCCAGCCACGUUAUACGAUCGGUACAGCUCCCCAACGCCCAGCACUGCCAGAAGGCGGCUGUUUGACAACGACAGCCCCGCGGAUGGGGGGACACCCGGGCGCAUUCCUCCACAGCCCCUGGUCAAUGCUGUCCCUGGGGAAGCUGUUUCUGUCACGCCAGUUCCAGGACAGACCUUGGUCACCAUGGCAACGGCCACCGUCACUGCCAACAAUGGACAAACAGUGACCAUUCCUGUGCAAGGUAUUGCCAAUGAAAAUGGAGGGAUAACAUUCUUCCCAGUGCAAGUCAAUGUUGGGGGACAGGCGCCAGCUGUGGCCGGCUCCCUGCAGCCCCUCAGUGCUCAGGCGCUGGCCGGAAGUCUGACCUCUCACCAGGUGUCAGGGACAACUUUGCAAAUCCCUGGCCAGGUGGCCAUUCAGCAAAUUUCCCCCGGUGGACAGCCCCCGAGGCAAGGCCAGCCUACAGUCAGCAGCGUUGUUAGACCCAGGAAAACCAGUUCUUUAUCACUUUUCUUUCGAAAGGUUUAUCACUUAGCAGGUGUCCGCCUUAGAGAUCUUUGCGCUAAACUAGAUAUUUCCGAUGAACUGAGGAAGAAAAUCUGGACCUGCUUUGAAUUCUCCUUAAUUCAGUGCCCUGAACUCAUGAUGGACAGGCACCUGGACCAGCUGUUAAUGUGUGCUAUUUAUGUGAUGGCCAAGGUCACCAAAGACGACAGGUCCUUCCAGAACAUCAUGCGCUGCUACAGGACUCAGCCACAGGCUCGCAGCCAGGUGUACAGAAGUGUUUUAAUAAAAGGGAAAAGAAAAAGAAGAAAUUCGGGCAGCAGCGAUAGCAGAAGCCAUCAGAAUUCUCCAACAGAACUCGGCAGAGACAGAACCAGCAGAGACUCCAGUCCAGUCAUGCGCUCGAGCAGCACACUGCCAGUCCCACAGCCCAGCAGCGCUCCUCCGACACCCACCCGCCUCACGGGUGCCAACAGUGACAUGGAGGAGGAGGAGAGGGGAGACCUCAUUCAGUUCUACAACAACGUCUACAUAAAGCAGAUUAAAAGCUUCGCCAUGAAGUACUCACAGGGGAACGCGAUGGACGCUCCUCCGCUGUCCCCGUACCCGUCUGUGAGAACAGGCUCUCCUCGCCGGGUACAGCUGUCUCAGAGUCAUCCCGUCUACAUCUCCCCACAUAAAAACGAAGCAGUGCUUUCUCCCCGGGAAAAGAUUUUCUACUACUUCAGCCACAGUCCUUCAAAGAGACUGAGAGAAAUUAACAGCAUGAUACGAACAGGAGAAACUCCAACUAAAAAGAGGGGCAUUAUUUUGGAAGAUGGAAGUGAGUCACCUGCAAAAAGAAUCUGCCCAGAAAAUCACUCUGCCUUACUACGCCGUCUCCAGGACGUGGCUAAUGACCGAGGUUCCCACUGAGGUUAGUCUCCGCUUAGCAGCGUCAUUAAUGAGUGCUGCUUGAGGGAUCCCUUUUCAGCCAAUCAGCUGCAGCCUGUUGAGACAUGGGGGGGACAGUGAGAAGCUGACCGACUCCAUCCAACAUCCUGAGGAUGUUCCUACUAGUUUGAACCAGAGCUCACUGCUGAUACUGCUUAGAGUCCAAAGCUGGAUUGUCAGCCCUUUGGCACAGCCUUUACAAACACUGCCAGGAACAGAGUGUGCUCAGCCGUGGGCAUCGGAGGUCUGUCGGCAUGCCGCAGCAGAGGAACAGUCCUAGAGCCCUGGGCAGGAGUGAGAAUUCCGCAUUGCUGAAAUAGAAAACAGGAGACUCCCCACAUUCAGAGGGGCCAGGCUUCUCGACCCCUAUGUGCACUUCCUCCCCGUCCCCCGAGGUGUGGGGUAGUGUGAAAGGCACUUGUUCAGUUGUGCAAUGUGUGAACCUGUACAAGCGGCAGCACUUUAGGGCUGUGAAAUGCAUGCUUUUUGUAACCUGGUUUUGCUGUAUGUUUGCGAUGGCACUUUUUACAAUGUAAACUUUAAGUACAAAGCUUUUAGACUAAAACAUUCAAUACUUUCUUUAAAUGCUUUUGUACUUUUUUUAAACUGUCAAAGCCCCACUAGCUGCCUUUUGGGCAUUUUAAAUUCUCCAGUAUUCCACCAUGUUAGGGAUGAGAUGGCUAAGCAAAGAUUUUUAAAUCAAGUUAGACUGAUGAGAUUAAUAUGGGAAAUUUUAAGUUCUUCCUUUGGGAAGUAGCUGUCCAAAAGACGUCUGUUAAGGGGAUAUAUUUUAAAGUCUGUUUGGGCAUAUUCCUAGCAGUAUAAAGAAGUUGGAGAAUUUCAGUUUAUUAGUACACAGUGCCAUUUAUACAAAUCAGAAAAUGUUAUUUAACAUCUACUGAGUUAUCUGUAUAUAUCUUUAUUAAUCACUAUUGUUCCAGCAAGUUUAAAGUUGAAUUAAUCUUAUUAGGGAGAAAAAUUCAAUUGUAAAUUGAAUCAGUAUAAAAAAAGUUACUAGGUAACUUCAUAAUGCUCGAAAUACGGAACUCCCACUAUUCAACUAGAAUAGUGUUCUACAAAAAUAUUUAUAAAGCCUCUCCAGAUACUUCCUGCUAUGUAAUUUUAUAUGAAAAUAACUAUUUUUCAAUAAAGCAUUUAUAAAUUA